AUGGCAGAAGAAUCCAUCAACAUCGACAGUAUACUCGCUGCCGUACCCCACCUGAGCCGUGGACCCGGUGGUGUCGUUGCCGUGGUCAAAGAUGGUGCAUUGCUCGGCCAUCGCGCUUGGGGAUAUGCUGACCUCGACCGUCGCAUCCCAAUGACGACCGAGACGCAAUUUCCCAUCUGCUCAAUCUCAAAGCAAAUGGUUUGCUUAGCCAUGGAGUCGCUGUUACGUGAUCCUACGCCUAUGAUGGCCGAGCGCAAUUGCGAUGCUGCCAAACAAUUUGAAGAUGAACUUCAGAAGUUGCUGCCUAAUCUCAAGUGUGGUGGUGAAGACGGCGUCAAAGUCGCCGAUCUGUACAAUAUGCAGUCGGGCAUACGCGACUAUUGGGCGCUGUAA
Messenger RNA from Aureobasidium uvarum, 393 nucleotides. NCBI's taxonomy places the organism in Eukaryota, Fungi, Ascomycota, Dothideomycetes, Dothideales, Saccotheciaceae. The record is from the annotation of a GenBank genome assembly.